Pelobates fuscus (common spadefoot toad) is the source of this 1883-nucleotide messenger RNA. RefSeq names its product gastrula zinc finger protein XlCGF17.1-like. The record is from RefSeq and is a predicted model, not a curated record. The coding region runs from base 583 to 1479 and encodes 298 amino acids. Gene Ontology annotation, cellular component: nucleus. Gene Ontology annotation, biological process: regulation of gene expression. NCBI's taxonomy places the organism in Eukaryota, Metazoa, Chordata, Amphibia, Anura, Pelobatidae. The transcript has 3 exons.
GCUGCGCCGUGCUGAGCCGGUGGGAGCAGAGUGUGAGGCUCAGGGUCCAUGGUGUUUAUUGGGAUUAUUCCUGGUUCCAGAUCAGGAGGAACAAUCUGAGUUUGAGAAAGAGGACAUUUACUUCUCUGCGAAGGAGAGGGACUGUUUAAAUCAAGAAGAGAAGAAACUUUACAGGGAUCUAGUGGUGGAGAAUUAUCAGACUCUCGGCUCUCUGGUACAUUUCUUUCAGGUGUUUCCGCCAGCAGAAUUUAUCCCAAAGAACAUGACAAAAACAGAAAUGCACAAAGCAAGAUUAUGAAGAAAUCUUUUAAGGAUCAAGUAUUCAAACUCAAUGAAUCCUAUAUGUCUACAAAUGAGCUAGUAAACAAAAAAAAUCACAUGUUCUAAAUGUGAGAAAUGUUUUACCCAUCACUCAGCUCUUGUUAGGCUUCACACAGUGCCGUUCUCAUGUUUUGUAUGUGGGAAAUGUUUUUUUUUUUUUAAACUAAAUCAGAUCUUGUUUUUCAUCACAUAACUCACACAAAAGAGAAGCCAUUCUCCUGUUCUGAAUGUGGGAACUAUUUUGGUACUAAAUCAAACCUUAUGGCACAUCAGAGAACUCACACAGGAGAGAAGCCGUUCUCCUGUUCUGAAUGUGGGAAAUGUUUUGGAACUAAAUCAAACCUUAUGGCACAUCAGAGAACUCACACAGGAGAGAAGCCGUUCUCCUGUUCUGAAUGUGGGAAAUGUUUUAGCCAGCAUUCACACCUUGUUAGACAUAAUAAAACUCACACAGGAGAGAAGCCAUUCUCCUGUUCUGAAUGUGUGAAAAGUUUUGCCUGUAAAUCAGACCUUAUGGCACAUCAGAGAACUCACACAGGAGAGAAGCUGUUCUCCUGUUCUGAAUGUGAAAAAUGUUUUGGAACUAAAUCAGAACUUAGGGCACAUCAGAGAACUCACUCAGGAGAGAAGCCGUUCUUCUGUUCUGAAUGUGGGAAAUGUUUUAGCCAGCAUUCAUACCUUGUUGUACAUCAGAGAACUCACACAGGAGAGAAGCCUUUCUCAUGUUCUGAAUGUGGGAAAUGUUUUGCAGCUAAAUCAAACCUUAUGGUACAUCAGAGAACUCACACAGGAGAGAAGCUGUUCUCCUGUUCUGAAUGUGAGAAAUGUUUUGUAACUAAAUCGGAACUUAUGGCACAUCAGAGAACUCACACAGGAGAGAAGCCGUUCUCAUGUUCUGAAUGUGGGAAAUGUUUUACCCAGCAAUCAUACCUUGUUGUACAUCAUAGAACUCACACAGGAGAAAAGCCGUUUUCCUGUUCUGAUUGUGGGAAAUGUUUUGGAAAAAAAACAAACCUUAUUUCACAUUUUAAAACUCACACAAGAGAGAAGCCGUUCUCCUGUUCUGUAUGUGGGAAAUGUUUUGCCUUUAAAUCAAGGCUUGUUAGACAUUAUAGAACUCACACAAAAUACGAAUUUUCUGAUGUUCUGAAGUUGUAAAAUGUUUUAGUUACAUACUGAUUUUAAAAAGUCAAUUUUAUUUUUUAAACAUUUAUUUUUGAAAUGCAUAGUUAGUCAAACAAGAUUAUAAUGACAGUUUUGCAAAUAUAGGCUUGUGAAUAAACGAAACAGAAGUAGUAGAAAACGUCAUAAGAAGCACUGCACUUUUUUUUUGUGUAGAGAUAACAAAGACACCAGUAUACAAUGAUAUGGGUAUGCUACUAGCAAAGAUAUGGCAGUAGAGUAAAUUAUGCUAGGCUAGUAUGCUAGACUACUGUAGAUCCACAGUCCCUAAAGUAAAGGUCAGGUACAGAGGCUCGCUCAACCCAUGGCAAAUAGAAACAAGAGUAGGGGCUCAGUGUAGGCCCAAAGGAAUAAGAAGCAAAAGAUAAUAAGAUAUUGAA